This is a messenger RNA of Monomorium pharaonis (pharaoh ant), 7971 nucleotides long. RefSeq names its product lysine-specific demethylase lid (gene Kdm5). NCBI's taxonomy places the organism in Eukaryota, Metazoa, Arthropoda, Insecta, Hymenoptera, Formicidae. The transcript is spliced from 19 exons. The coding region runs from base 2067 to 6824 and encodes 1585 amino acids. Gene Ontology annotation, cellular component: nucleus. The record is from RefSeq and is a predicted model, not a curated record. Gene Ontology annotation, molecular function: DNA binding; histone demethylase activity. Gene Ontology annotation, biological process: chromatin remodeling.
GACCGACUUUGAGUUCACGGUGCCGCCGGAAGCGCCGGUGUUCGAGCCGACCAACGACGAGUUUCACGAUCCUCUCGCCUACAUCGCCAAGAUACGGCCGAUCGCCGAGAGAUCCGGCAUCUGCAAGAUUAAACCGCCACCCGUGAGUAGCAGCGCAGGACGAGAGCGGACGAUUGGAAAGAUCGGACGCAUUUGGCUUCUGUUGCGAACGUUGCCCUCCUCUUCGUCGUCGUCAUCGUCGUCAUCGUCGUCGUCGUCGAGUCGAUCCGAUCCGAUCCUUUCUUCCUUCGCUUCCUUUCUUUCCUUUCUUUCCUUUCGCGUAGGUUCUUCUCUCUUCUCGCUUCUCUGCCGCCCGAAAGAAAGGGCACGUGAGGCGAAAUCUUUAAACGAAAAGUGUACGACCUCGUUUCUGUUGCAACGGCGCAUUUGUUUUUACGCAGGGUAUAAGUAAAAGGAUCUCGUCGACAAUCGUGACAACGAUUACGACGACGACGAGAACAAAAGUGAAAAAAAAAAAAGUUUUAAGAAGGGCAAAAAUUGGCGUUAGCAAUUAGCACGAAUCUUAGACACGCGUGUUUUUCCCCACGAGAUAUUCGUGUUCCCUCCGUCUACGAAAUGUAACAACCGUGCGUGUCGCGCGUCGCGUUGGGACACGGCACCGCAGCGACGGAGAAGGGAAUGGAAAACCUGGGGCAAAAGAAAAAAAAAGGAAAAAGAAGAGUUCGCGUCCAAAGAGAGAGAAAGACGCGCGAGAGAUCGAACGAAAUAACGAGGACGGGAGACGACUUCCGUUCGCAACGUUUGCACGACGCCGUCGCCAAUGACGCCAAUGAUGACAAUGACGACACUUAAGAAAAACAAUAACGAGGACGUCGACGCGAAGGCGACGCGAAAUAAAAUAAAGAUUGCGGGACGGUGCUCGGCUCGCGUAAAAAAAAAAUAAAAUAAAAUAAAAUAAAUAACCGCGAUCGGUGCGACGACCGCCAUAGAAAGGGAUCGCUCGAGACACAAUCGGAGACACCUCGACGAGCGGUCAUCUUUGGUGGGAGAGAUAAUCGCGAGAAAGGUCCGGGGCAAAGGGAAUACCGUGCCCGAUGUUUCCGCUUCGUUACCGGAUCGAGCGACAGGAGGUGGAUCCGUUUUGAAAAACCUGCCUGCGCCUUUCGAACGCGCAACGGAACGAACGGGACGAGCCGUCGUCGACAGCUCGUUCGGGACGACGACGAAAUUACCAUCGCGCGGGUGUGUUGUGCCUACGUAGGGAAUCACGUCGCGUUGCAGUUCGCCGCGUGACAUAAUUUUUUUCCGCGCUGUCGUCACCUUUCACUCCGCGCGACGAGAGAGAGCAGCGGCCAGCAGCAGCGAGACCUCCGCGUAAUUCGGAAAAUCAUCUAUUUGCCGACGCAAACUUCCCACCUGAGCGUCGUUUUCCCCGUGAUGGACGGAGCCUCGCAACGAUUCGUUGAUCGCGCGUCGUUCGGUUUAUGCCACCAUUAGAAACGAUUUGCGCCAUCUUGUUUCCGCGUGUAAAGAGGAAAAAUCCCGAUGACGCCGGAAAUCGUGGCCUUUUUUUUUCCCCCGGAGACUGGCGUGGGCGACACGGGAACGUCGGGUCGGAUUCUCGCGACUUGUGCUUUUCGCGAGGGGGGAAACGCGUGAAUACGCCCGACAUAUCUCGAGCUCGUCUUCUUUGGAAAAAUGCACGGGUGUCUUGUUAUCUAACGACGAUUACGAUCGUCUCGAUCGCGUCUGUCGUCCGAGAAAGAGAGAGAGAGAGAGAGAGAGAGAGAGAGAGAGAGAGAGAGAGAGAGAGAGAGAUGCGAAUUUUCUCUAGAAACAUGUGCCUUUCCCCUCGAUCAAGUUUUUCCUCCUUCGCGCAGAGAGGAUCUCGGCAUCUAUUAUGCACCUUCUCCGACAGCUCUUGCUCCGCGUCGCGUGUUUUGAGCGCAUCGAGAUAAUGGUAAUCUUUAAUAUCCGACCGUGAAGAUUGCGUUUUACGGGGAAAUAACGCGUCGCGCGAAGGUAAAACGAUAACGCGUUCGCGAUUACGCGUCCAUUCUCUCCGGAUGACCUGCCCAUCAAAAGCGCCAAGGCGCCGCGGACCCUCGAGACUGUUACAUUGUGUUACGCAGAACUGGCAGCCACCAUUUGCCGUCGACGUGGACAAGUUCAAAUUUGUUCCGAGAAUACAAAGGCUAAAUGAAUUAGAAGCCAAGACCAGGAUAAAACUUAAUUUUUUAGAUCAAAUUGCAAAGUUUUGGGAGCUUCAAGGUUCGUCUUUGAAAAUUCCACUUGUAGAACGUAAAGCACUGGACUUGUAUUCUUUACAUAAAAUUGUUACAGACGAAGGUGGCAUAGAAACUGUGACUAAAGAGAGAAGAUGGGCAAAAAUUGCCAAUAAAUUGGGUUACCCAUCUGGACGAAGCGUAGGCAGCAUAUUGAAGAAUCACUACGAGAGAAUUUUAUAUCCCUUUGACGUUUUCAAACAAGGAAAGACAUUGUCAGAUAUUAAAUUUGAACCAGAAUCGGACGGAAACGAGAAGAGAGACCGUGAUUAUAAGCCACAUGGUAUAAUAUCUCGACAACAAAUUAAACCGCCAAAUGAAAAAUUUUCACGACGAUCUAAGCGAUAUUCUGGGCAAGACGAGAAGCAAGAUGUAUCGAUUAAACAAGAAGACUGUAAAGAGGAAUGCGACUCGGACAAUGAGUGCAAGGACAAAAUUAAGAGUAGACAUCUCAGUUGCGAUAUCGAUAAGAGCAAAGAACUUAAGAAGUUACAAUUUUAUGGACCAGGCCCGAAAAUGGCGGGCUUUAAUACCAAAGAGGCAAAGAAAUCUAACAAAACUCGUGGUUUGAAGCUGGUUUACGACUUUGAUCCUUUGGCAAAAUAUAUUUGUCACAAUUGCGCAAGAGGCGACAAUGAAGAAAACAUGCUAUUGUGUGACGGAUGUGAUGACAGCUAUCAUACAUUUUGCCUUAUGCCGCCAUUGACGGAAAUUCCAAAGGGCGACUGGCGAUGUCCUAAGUGCGUCGCCGAAGAGGUCUCAAAACCUAUGGAGGCGUUCGGUUUCGAACAAGCGCAGAGAGAAUACACGCUGCAACAAUUCGGAGAGAUGGCCGAUCAAUUCAAAAGCGACUAUUUUAAUAUGCCUGUGCAUAUGGUGCCGACAUCACUAGUGGAAAAGGAGUUCUGGCGAAUAGUCUCGUCCAUUGACGAAGAUGUCACUGUAGAAUAUGGCGCCGAUUUGCAUACGAUGGAUCAUGGAUCCGGAUUUCCUACCAAGACAAGCGUUAAUUUGUUCACUUGCGAUCAAGAGUAUGCCGAAUCUUCGUGGAAUUUAAAUAACUUGCCGGUUUUACGUGGAAGCGUCCUUGGCCACAUUAAUGCUGAUAUUAGUGGCAUGAAAGUUCCUUGGAUGUACGUCGGCAUGUGCUUCGCAACAUUCUGUUGGCACAAUGAGGAUCAUUGGAGCUAUUCCAUUAAUUAUUUACAUUGGGGCGAACCAAAGACAUGGUAUGGUGUACCUGGUUCUCAGGCGGAACGUUUCGAGCAAUCGAUGAAGUCCGCCGCGCCAGAAUUGUUUCACAGCCAGCCUGAUUUAUUGCAUCAACUUGUUACCAUUAUGAAUCCAAACAUCUUAACAAGUGAAGGAGUACCAGUAUUUAGAACAGAUCAACACGCCGGUGAAUUUGUCGUAACAUUUCCCAGAGCUUAUCAUGCAGGCUUUAAUCAGGGUUACAAUUUUGCAGAAGCUGUAAAUUUUGCACCUGCAGAUUGGCUUAAAAUUGGGCGAGAAUGCAUCACGCAUUAUUCCAACUUAAGAAGGUUCUGUGUAUUUUCUCAUGACGAGCUAGUUUGUAAAAUGUCAUUGGAUCCAGAUUCGUUAGAUAUCGGAGUCGCAACCGCCACGUAUCACGACAUGUUGCAAAUGGUAGAGGAUGAGAAGAAAUUGCGGAAAAACUUACUAGAAUGGGGUGUGACAGAGGCAGAACGUGAGGCUUUUGAGCUUCUACCAGAUGACGAGAGACAGUGCGAAGCAUGCAAAACCACCUGUUUUCUCAGUGCAGUCACAUGUUCGUGCCACAACUUGCAGUUAGUUUGUUUGAGACACUUUGCUGAUUUAUGCUCCUGCCCACCAGAGAAGCAUACGUUACGUUAUCGAUAUACAUUGGAUGAGCUGCCAAUCAUGCUGCAAAAAUUAAAACUGAAGGCCGAAUCAUUUGAUUCGUGGGUGGCCAAGGUGAAGGAAGCGAUGGAUCCUAAAAACGAUAAAAUUGAAUUAAAUGACUUGAAAGAACUCCUAAAUGAAGCUGAAAACAAAAAGUUCCCUGAAAGUGAACUACUGACAGCUUUAACAACAGCUGUGCAAGAUGCCGAGAAAUGCGCCAGCGUUGCACAACAGCUAUUAAACAAUAAACAACGCACGAGGACUAGACAAACAGUUGAUACCAAGUAUAAACUUACAGUAGAAGAAUUGACACUUUUUUAUAAGGAAAUAACUAAUUUGUGCUGUGAACUUAAGGAAUCGGAUGGUGUCAAAUUUAUACUUGAUCAAGUAUUACAAUUUCAAAAGGAUGCAGCAGAAUUGGAAUCCAAGGACGAUGAUUGCGACGUAGAGAAAUUGGAGAAAUGCAUUGAUUUUGGUGACUCUAUCUGCAUUGAAUUACCUCAACUAGUACGAUUGAAACAAAAACUGGCACAGAUCCAGUGGCUAGAAGAAGUAAAAUCCCUUCAAGAUGAUCCGAAGUCUGUUAGUCGCGAAGAAAUAGUAAAGUUAAUCGAGAAAGGCAUGACGAUACCACCUCAUGUCAGUAUCGAAAGUACACUGUCAGAAUUGCACGCGUUAACGAAAGCAAUUGAUAAGUGGGAAGAGAAGGCCAAGGUGUUUCUUAAUACCAAAAAUAGACGAACCAUCGCGGCUGUGGAGGAAUUUAUUCGUGAGGCAGAGGAGGUUGAGGCGUAUUUGCCGAGUUUGGAUACUCUUCAAGAUAUACUUAAUAAAGCAAAGAAUUGGACGAAACUGAUUGAUGAUAUACGGUCAAGAGAAAAUCUUCCCUAUUAUGAUACUAUGGACGAUUUAUUAAGGAAAGGAAGAAACAUUCCUUUGCAUCUAAACGACCUUCCAACGUUGGAAUCUACCCUCUCGCAGGCAAAAGCUUGGAAAGAAAGGACCGCGAGAACAUUCUUAAGAAAAAACUCUCACUAUACGCUAAUGGAAGCUCUAUCGCCGCGAAUUGGCGUCGGCGUACAGGCAAUGAAAACUAAGAAGAACAAAGGCGACGAAUCCAUAGGUGCCGUUUAUGUCUGUGAUACAAAGUUGGACGAUUCCAGCGACUCGGCAAAUGUGGUAGCUGCUUUCAAGCUAGCAGAACAGCGCGAAAUGGAGGCGAUGAGAAGUUUGAGAGAAAGAAACUUGAUGAAGAUGAAAGCAGAAGCAGAAGAUUCCAAGUAUUGCGUUUGCCGGCGACCAAAAUUCGGUACUAUGCUCCAAUGCGAGCUUUGCAAGGACUGGUUUCACAUAAACUGUGUGCCUUUGCCCAAAACAUCGUACAAAGGUAAACCAACGUCGAAGGAUAUGAAGUUUUUAUGUCCAUGUUGUUUACGUUCUCGACGACCUCGUUUGGAAACUAUAUUGGCUCUCUUAGUGAGUCUCCAAAAAAUUCCGAUCCGGGUUCCGGAAGGAGAAGCGUUGCAAUGUCUAACGGAACGCGCGAUGAAUUGGCAGGAUCGAGCGAGGAAAGCAUUAGCUACGGACGAACUCUCAUCGAUAUUGGCGAAACUUUCUGUAAUGUCGCAAAAGUUAGUUGAAGCUGCGGCAAGGGAGAAGACGGAAAAGAUCAUCACUAGCGAGCUGAAAAAGGCAGCAAAUAAUCCCGAACUUCAUCAGAGAGUACAGGCUAUUGCGCCUCUCAGCGGAGUGCAUUCGGACGAUAGCACGCCUAGUACUGCUGAUGAUGAUGACGAUAUCGUUGCUCUGGAUGAGGAACCAACAUGUAGUACUUUUAAUAGUAAUGAGCACGCAUAUUCCUAUAUCUCGAAAAUUCGACGAAAAACUCAGUCGAGUGACAGUGAGUCAUUUGGCAUGUUAUCUUCGAGUACGAGAUCGCGUUUGGAAGAACUUAUGAUGGAAGGGGACUUGUUAGAAGUCGCAUUGGACGAAACACAGCACAUUUGGCGCAUAUUGAGUUACAUGAAUAAUCAUAAUACUAUGCGAAAAUACAAGUCACUUGAAGAAGUCCAAGCGAAUAUCGAUCAAGAAAUGAAGGACGUGAAGAAACGGGGUAGGAAGAGAAAAUCGGAGGAAUUUGAAUUACUUAAGAAAAUCGGACGCCAAAAGGCUGAGGAAAAAAAUGUGGUUAAACGCAGCAAAAGCGGCGGUCCUGUCGCUAAAGAAAAGAGACAAAGCAGUUCGCCGGUUCCCAUAAAACGUGGACCUCGAAAGAUGAAACGUAAGAGCGAGGGUGAAGAAAGUCCUAGGAAGCGAGGCGGUAAUCGUACGAAGAAGACUAAGCAAGAAAGUUCGGACGAAGAGGAUGAUUGCGCAGCGGUUAACUGUUUGCGGCCUAGUGGUAAAGAAGUUGAUUGGGUUCAGUGUGAUGGUGGCUGCGAAGGUUGGUUCCAUAUGCAUUGUGUUGGAUUGGAUCGUACAGAAAUUGCGGAGGAAGAUGAUUAUAUUUGUAGCAACUGUAAAGAAGCCGAUCAAAGUGCAUCGUCGAGAUCCGCGCCAGAUCCGGCUGAAUCAUUAGGUCUGGAUGCACUUCUUUCCCUUUCUCAGCCCCAGGAGUACCAUGGCAGCACCACCGACACGGAAGCGGGUGUCUAGGAAAACUACAUUCCUCAUCCUAGGAUUCACUAGCCCACUUCGUGUCGUCUGUUAGCUCUGCACAAGGCUCCGGGGCGUUUACGAUAGCGACUCUCGAUGCAAAGUUAACGUUAAUGAUUGUUUCUCAUCAAAUUAUUGCAGAUCGUAUAUUAUCAAGUAUAAUUUACGAGCGAGCGAGCGAGCGAACUUAAGACUCAAAGUAUUAUAACGUAGUCACAUUACAAUACAGCUAUCAUACAUGGUGAACAUUUUUUGUCAAUUGCACUUCACACAUUUGUAUUUACGAAGAUUAUAUGUUUAGAUAUUAAUAGCAUCGCUAGUCAAUCAUCGAUCUGCAUUUAUACGUCAAUCUAUAAAAUUUCCUAGGACAACGCUGCACAAUGCAAGACAAAAAAAUUAUUUUGUGCUUCCACACACACGUGCGUACUUGAAAUUCGCUUGUAUAAUACGAAAAUACGAACGAUACUGUUUUACCUUACGAUGCACACGAUUAUAAAAAUAUUUGUUUGUAUUUCCGUUUUUAUGUUUCGUUGAAUUGUUCUUUUUUUUACAAAAAAUAAUCCAUUUCAUUUUUUCCGACAGCGGAAGACAAAUCACGGAUGAACCGUGAUACAUACCUUUAUAAUAAUCGAUUUGUUUAUAGAAAAUAAUUGUUUUCGAUUUAAAAAAAAUUUUGUAUCACACCUUUCACUGUGGAUGAUAACAAAAUAAUUUUCACACGAGAUAAUUAACGAUCUGCGACCACAAGAUUGCAUUAUUCGUAGCAAUCUUAACAACACGGUCUAUAAAAUGCGUGUUACCUUAACUAUUAAAUGUUGGUAAUAACCUAAAAUAAGGAUUAACAAGCCGAUUAACCCAAAUGAUAAGUUGCGAGGACAUAGAGAUGAUAGCAACCAAUCGUUUUCGGAAUAUAAUGUGUUACGACGGCCAAAUGUCCAUCGAUCUUUUCUAUCGGCUUUUAAAAUGUCUACUUGGCGCACAGAGCGAUAAGCAAGGAUUUUCUUUGCGCCGAUCGUAUGUACAGAAUAGACUGAGAGAUGUGUGUAUUAUGAUUAGAUUAUACAUAAGAUUUUAGAGUAUAUCAGAAAAUAGAAUAAACAUAAGCUAUAGUUUGUAUAAAAUAAAAAGAAACGAGACAAGGAGAUAA